AUGCAGGGGCUCAGCAACCCGCUUGUGAAUACUCAUGGGUUACCACUUUACCGACUCCAGACCAUAUUACGGGGAUUAAAGAAACUACAGGGAACUCCGGUAAAACCUAGACUCCCCAUAACUUUCAACAUAUUGUCUAAGUUAUGCUCAGCAUUUCGACAGGGUGUUUUCGAUCCUGCCACAGACACUACUAUGGAGGCUGCCUGCUGUGUGGCCUUCUUCGCAUUCUUACGGUGCGGAGAAUUCACAUGCACCACUAACACAUUUGAUUCUUCAAUUCACUUGUGUAUCAGCGACAUUCAGGUAGCACCAGACAGUAACAGCAUGACAUUGCGCCUCAAGGCGUCCAAAACCGACCCCUUUCGUCAAGGAGUCACCAUUCACCUGUUCCGCACCCAUCACCAUGUAUGUGCUGUAGCCGCUGUCAUCAGAAUGUUAACAGAAAGAUUCAUGAAUGGUUGUCGUCCUUCGGACCCCCUAUUUUCCAUUCAUUCUGCUGCCUUGACUCGACAUGUUUUCAUUGACAAACUAAGACAGACCUUGAUCCGACUAGGUCUAAAUCAUUCACUAUACACAGGACAUUCCUUCAGAAUAGGAGCCGCAACUACUGCCGCCCAGUCAGAUGUCCCCGAUCACCUCAUCAAAGUGCUUGGACGCUGGCAAUCGGAUAGCUACUGUCGAUACAUCCGUACCCCUCAUCAUAUUCUCCGGAAAGCUCAAGCAGAAAUGUGCAAGAUUUCACCUGAUACUUAG
Pecten maximus is the source of this 753-nucleotide messenger RNA. RefSeq lists its product as uncharacterized. Gene Ontology annotation, biological process: DNA recombination; DNA integration. NCBI's taxonomy places the organism in Eukaryota, Metazoa, Mollusca, Bivalvia, Pectinida, Pectinidae. The transcript has a single exon. The record is from RefSeq and is a predicted model, not a curated record. Gene Ontology annotation, molecular function: DNA binding. The coding region runs from base 1 to 753 and encodes 250 amino acids.